Molecule: messenger RNA, 722 nt
Organism: Zea mays
Lineage: Eukaryota; Viridiplantae; Streptophyta; Magnoliopsida; Poales; Poaceae
Product: heme oxygenase 1, chloroplastic
Exons: 4
Coding region: 1-594 (197 amino acids)
Biological process (GO): phytochromobilin biosynthetic process; heme oxidation
Molecular function (GO): heme oxygenase (decyclizing) activity
Source: RefSeq, a predicted model, not a curated record
AUGUCGCGCGCAUGCUGGCUGUGCACGAAGGAGGGGACAUGCUUGAUCAAGCAACCGGGCGAGACCUACGACGACUUCGCCAGCUCCAAGCCCGACAGCGAGUGCCACUACGUCGUCUUCGACUUGGACUUGAACAUUUUUUAUGCCUGUGGGAGCAGUGGCGUGAGAUAUGCAGAGUUUCGGAAUACUAGGCUGGAGAGAUCAGAGGCGCUGAAAAAUGAUCUGGAAUGGUUCAGGCAACAGGGUCACACAAUUCCAAAACCAUCGGCCCCUAGCACCACAUACGCUUCUCUACUGGAAGAUCUGUCUGAGGAGGACCCCCAGGCCUUUAUCUGCCAUUUCUAUAACGUGUACUUUGCUCAUACUGCUGGAGGCCGAAUGAUUGGCAAAAAGGUUUCCGAGAAGAUUCUGAACAACAAAGAGCUGGAGUUCUACAAGUGGGAGGGCAAUCUCUCCCAGCUGCUGCAGAACGUCCGCAACAAGCUUAACCAAGUCGCUUCGAGCUGGUCUCGGGAGGAGAAGGACCACUGCCUGGAGGAGACGGAGAAGUCGUUCUCUUACUCAGGAGGCCUCCUCCGCCAUAUAUUCACCUGAUCUAUCAUUGCCGGUUGAUCCAGUCUCAAACGCUGUAAAUACAUAGUCCUCUUGACUGUUAAAACUUUAUUACUGGUGAGGGGGAUCUCCUCCCCCAGGUACGGUUUACCUGCAUUCAAGUUGCCUAG